AUGGCGCAAUAUUUUAGUAUAUGCCUACUAAUAGCUAUAGUGGGUAGUGCUCACGGAUUUACGAAAUACGGUCGCGACUGCCGGGAUAUUUCCUGUGCUCCUGGUCAGCAGUGCAUUAUAUCCAGAGAGCCCUGUACAGGCUCAACUCAACUUGAAAACGCUAAAUGCGGGAAGUAUCCGACUUGUGUAAAGAAGGAGCAAUACUCCUCUACUUCAGGUGAAUCCUUGAAGCGUGGGAAACGUCAGGCUAACCAGCAAGGAUAUGGAAUGGGUGGCAGUGGAAUGGGCCGGCCCAAUGGAAUGAAUAGCGGCGGAAACGGUGGAAAUGGAAUGGGUGGUCAGUAUGGAAACGGAAUGGGUGGACAAAACGGAAAUGGAAUGGGUGCUCAGUAUGGAAGCGGAAUGGGUGGACAGAAUGGAAAUGGAAUGGGAGGCAAUGGAAUGCGCGGGAACGGAAUGGGACCAGGUGGAAUGGGUGGUCGAGGCGGUAACGGCAAUGGAAUGGGACAAGGAGGAAUGGGUGGUAACGGAAUGGGCAUGGGUGGUAACGGAAUGGGUGGUAACGGAAUGGGUGGUAACGGAAUGGGCAUGGGUGGUAUGGGCGGAAAUGGAAUGGGUGGCAGGGGAGGAUAUGGAAACGGUAUGGGUGGAAAUGGCAUGGGUCCAGGUGGAAUGGGCGGUAACGGAAUGGGUGGUAAUAGAAUGGGUCCAGGAGGAAUGGGUGGUAAUGGAAUGGGGGGCCAGGGUGGCUAUAACGGUCGGGGCGGACAAAACGGAAUGGGUGGACCAAAUGGAAUGGGAGGUGGUCCAAACGGAAUGGGUGGACCACCUGGUGGUCCAAACGGAAUGGGAUCAGGCAAUAAAAAUUGGGGGAAUGGAAAUAAUGGCAAUGGUAGCAACCGAUAUAGAGGCAAUAACUCUAAUCAAAACUACAGCACUACUUCUGCUACAACAACGGAUGGCGGCUGGUAA
This is a messenger RNA of Drosophila santomea, 972 nucleotides long. Its product is annotated as glycine-rich cell wall structural protein 1.8. The record is from RefSeq and is a predicted model, not a curated record. The coding region runs from base 1 to 972 and encodes 323 amino acids. The transcript has 3 exons. Lineage: Eukaryota; Metazoa; Arthropoda; Insecta; Diptera; Drosophilidae.